Messenger RNA from Lactuca virosa, 579 nucleotides. The record is from the annotation of a GenBank genome assembly. NCBI's taxonomy places the organism in Eukaryota, Viridiplantae, Streptophyta, Magnoliopsida, Asterales, Asteraceae.
AUGAGUUUCGUGAUACCUGAAUUGGUCCAAUAUUUCUUCUUGCAAUCGUUUCUCAACAGGGGCACCAGAAUCUUGAAGUUUUUCUCAAGAUGCAAGUUUGUUGUCCACCAUCAACUAGGGUUUUCCCCGGAACCCUACAUGUCUAACAUUCAAGUCAAAAAGGAAAACCAUGAUCCCAAUUUGUCAAGAUCACACCUUUCCUUCACCAACAAGAGAAUCUCUGGUGAUGAAAGCGUCAGAAGAGAUGAGUUGGAGCUACUGAUGGCGAAUUUGGGGGUUUUUUGCCAUUCCGGAGGCGAAAAGCUGCCGGAGUCGUUGAAUUCUACAGAUUUGUUGAAUAUUUUUGAAGAGGAGCAACCGAGAUUGGAUGAAGUGAAAGAAGCUUUUGAUAUUUUUGAUGAGAACAAAGAUGGGUUUAUUGAUGCGAGGGAGUUGCAGAGGGUUCUUUCUGCUUUGGGAGUAAAGGAAGGAGCGGACAUGGAAGACUGUAGGAAGAUGAUCGGAGCGUUUGAUGAGAACGCCGAUGGUAGGAUAGAUUUUAACGAGUUUGUGAAGUUUAUGGAAAACACCUGCUGUUAG